AGAUGCCAACAAUGGCUUUCUCAGUUUCACCAAUGAGACGUUGCAACAAUAACCACAUGACUAUUAUACCGAUCAGAGGUCUAUCUAUGAAGGUCAGAGGACGGAAAUGUCCCUAUGUGAUCCAAAACACGUGGGUUCAACUUUACGCCAGAGAGUGAAGCUCCACCCAUUGUUUCAGGAAGGGAUUAUAUAAAUCCAAGACAGAGGCUCGAAUUUGUCCAGCAACUGCAGCUGUAUUCUAUCAGCUCCUCCUUUCCUUCCCAAAACACAUUGACUGUGAAAAUGGCCACAGCUGGUAAGGUCAUCAAGUGUAAGGCAGCAGUGGCCUGGGAGGCAAAUAAGCCUUUGGCUAUCGAGGAGAUCGAGGUCGAGCCGCCGCAGGCCAACGAGGUCCGCGUCAAGAUUGUGGCAACGGGUCUCUGCCGCACUGACCUCUUCUACCUUAUUGAGACUGACAAAAAAGACCUCUAUCCAAUGGUCCUCGGCCAUGAGGGAGCAGGCAUUGUGGAGAGUGUCGGCCCUGGAGUCACCGAAUUUCAGCCAGGCGACAGAGUUGUUCCUCUAAUUGUCUCCCAAUGUAGGGAAUGUCGUUUCUGUAAGAGUCCCAAGACUAACCAGUGCGAAAAUGCAUGGGAUAUUGUUCCUCACAAUGUGAGCAGAGCACCUGUCUCCAAGUUAAGCUGCAAGGGAAAUAAGUUACUGCAAUUCAUGGGAAUCAGUACUUUCUCACAGUACAGUGUGAUUAACCAGAUUGCACUGGCCAAGAUCGACCCUGCUGCCCCUUUGGACAAAGUUUGUCUCCUUGGCUGUGGAGUCUGCACGGGAUUUGGAGCAGCAGUCAAUAAUGCUAAGGUGGAACCGGACUCCACGUGUGCUGUGUUUGGCUUGGGAGCAGUUGGCAUGGCUGCAAUCAUGGGCUGCAAAUAUGCUGGUGCCAAGAGAAUUAUCGCUGUGGAUAUUAACGCAGACAAGUUUGAUAAAGCCAAAGAGUUUGGAGCCACUGACUUUGUAAACCCAAAGGAUCACAACAAACCUAUAAGUCAAGUGAUAUCUGAAAUGACUGGUGGCGGAGUCGACUACUCUCUGGAAUGUGUUGGGGAUGUAAAACUCAUGCAUACUGCUUUAGAAUCCUGUGUGCCAAGCUGGGGAGUAAGUGUGAUCGUUGGCUGGACUGACAGAGAAGAAUUCUCUGCACGUCCAAAUGAUCUCAUUAGUGGACGUACGUGGAAGGGCUCCAUGUUUGGAGGCUUUAAGGGUAAGGACGGCGUGGCAGAAAUGGUUCAAGCCUACAUGAACAAGAAAGUGAAGCUGGAUGAAUUCAUUACUCACAAAAUGCCAUUGGAUCGCAUCAAUGAGGCCAUUGAACUGUUGAAGCAGGGCAAAAGCAUCAGGACAGUCCUGAGUGUUACUCCACAAUAAGCCUUGCAUCACUCCUAAAUAGUCUCUGUACAUUUAAAUUGCACUAUACUAGUCCUUCUGAAAAAAAAAGCAUAUUGUAAUGAAGUUCAUUACUUUCUGUAAUCUACUGAUAAACAUUAGACUUUCAUAUAUUUUAGAUUCAUUACACACAACUGAAGUAGUUCAAGCAUUUUAUUGUUUUAAUAUUGAUUUUGGCAAAAAAGUUAAAGAAAAAAAAAAAUUCCUAUCUCUAAAAAUUUCAUCCGACCAAUACAAAAAAAGUGUUUUUUAAUUAAAAAAAAAAAAGUCAACCUUCAAGUAAUUAUAUCAGCUAUGCACUCAAUACUUGGUCGGGAAUCCUUUUGCAGAAAUGACUGCUUCAAUGCGGCAUGGCAUGGAGGCAAUCAGUCUGCUUCAAUGCGGCAUGGCAUGGAGGCAAUCAGCCUGUGGCACUGCUGAGGUGUUAUGGAGGCCCAGGAUGCUUCGAUAGCGGCCUAAAGCUCAUCCACAGUGUUGGAUCUGGUGUCUCCCUACUUCCUUUUCACAAUAUCCCACAGAUUCUCUAUGGGGUUCAGGUCAGGAGAGUUGGCAGGCCAAUUGAGAACAGUAAUGCCAUGGUCCGUAAACCAUUUACCACUGGUUUUGGCACUGUGAACGGGUGGCAGGUCAUGCUGAAAAAUGAAAUCAUCUCCAUAAAGCUUUUCAGCAGAUGGAAGCAUGAAAUGCUCCAAAAUCUCCUGAUAGCUAGCUGCAUGACCCUGCCCUUGAUAAAACACAGUAGACAAUCACCAGCAGCUGACAUGGCACCCCAGACCAUCACUGACUGUGGGUACUUGACAUUAGACUUCAGGCAUUUGGGCAUUUCCUUCUACCCAGUCUUCCUCCAAACUCUGGGACCUUGAUUUGCUUUCAUCUUUAAAAAGUACUUUGGACCACUGAGCAACAGUCCAGUGCUGCUUCUCUGUAGCCCCGGUCAGGCGCUUCUGCCGCUGUUUCAGGUUCAAAAGUGGCUUGACAUGGGGAAUGCGGCAUCUGUAGCCCAUUUCCAGGUUUCUGCAGUUCCCCCUAGGUCUGGAAUCAGCCCUUCUCCACAAUCUUUCUCAGGGUGCAGUCACCUUUUCUGUUUGCGAAGCGUUUCCUGCCACACUUUUUCCUUCCCACUGAGGUGCCUUGAUACAGCACUCUGGGAACAGCCUAUUCGCUCAAAAAUUCAUUUCUGUGUCUUAGCCUUUUGUUUGAGGGUGUCAAUGAUGGUCUUCUGGACAGCAGUCAGGUCGGCAGUCUUGCCUAUGAUUGCUGUUUUGAGUAAUGAACCAUGCUGGGAGUUUUUAAAAGCCUCAGGAAUCUUUCGCAGGGGUUGAGUUAAUUCGUUGAUUCGGAUGAUUAGGUUAGUAGCUUCUUUAGAGUACCUUGUCAUGAUAUGCUAAUUUUUGGAGAUAGUCAUGAAAAACCAAAAAUCCCUUUUUUGCAAAAAUCAUCAAUAUUACAACAAUAAAAGGCUUAAACUACUUUAGUGGAGGGUAAUGAAUCUAAAAUAUAUCUAAGUCUAAUGUUUAACAGUACAGUACAGAAAAUAAUGAACUUUAUCACAAUAUGCUAAUUUUUUUAGAAGGAUUAGUACGUAAAGACAUAUAUUUUUGCUUAAUUAGCACACUCAUGCAGUAAUGAAUGCAAACACGUGUACUCCAAGGACUUUUUAAAAAAUGCAAUAAAAAGGACUGUUUUAGAAACCUUGGACCAAACAGAAGAUUUGCGAUUUCUCCGUUCAAAUGUGUCAGCAUGUGUACAUCAAUAACUGGGGCUUUGAGUUUGGCUACAUUACUGUCUGCAAUGAAAUACCUAUCUAUAGGUCACAAUGCAACAUGUGUUUACAUUCAGACAACGUACAUACAGUAUGCCCUCGUGAGGGUUUCAGUGCUGCUUCUUGUCCAGGCGCUCCUUUCUAGCCCUCUCUAUUCAAGAACGCAGGCAAAGGACGUAAACAAUGGUUAUGUUUGGCCACCUUGCCCUUCCACGUCCGGGUCGUGGAAGGUUCUCCAUCAAGGACAACGAUGCGGGAGUAUUUUCUGUAUUUGACGGUUUCACAAGGCUGCAGUUUUCAAGUGUGUUUUUAAUAAACACCUGAAACGCAACAGCUUUUCAUUGCCAUUAAUUAAACAAACAAUGGAGGUCCUGUAACUUUUUGCUUCACUCAAGAAGUAUUGGCAAGACCUAAAAAGUUAGACGUAAGAACAUGCCUGCAAUAAAAAAAUUGGUGGGGGGGCACCGACUUCAUGAUGAUACAUCAAAUCUACGGCCUAAAGCAAUGGAAAAUGCAAAGCCAUUUUGAUGUUUAUGAGAAUUUGCUGUGACAGACAUUUGAAUUAAAUUAUUGUACAUAAAAAGCAUAUCUUAAAGAUUACAAUGUUGAUCACUGUUUUGUGUUUUGAUUGUAAGAAAGUUGCUAUUAAAAAUCGUGUCAUGUCUGUAAUCUGUUUUCUUUCUACAAAAUUAAACAACAGCAUUAACAUCCACAAA
This is a messenger RNA of Corythoichthys intestinalis (scribbled pipefish), 3915 nucleotides long. Its product is annotated as alcohol dehydrogenase 1-like. Lineage: Eukaryota; Metazoa; Chordata; Actinopteri; Syngnathiformes; Syngnathidae. The record is from RefSeq and is a predicted model, not a curated record. The coding region runs from base 283 to 1419 and encodes 378 amino acids. Gene Ontology annotation, molecular function: S-(hydroxymethyl)glutathione dehydrogenase [NAD(P)+] activity; zinc ion binding. Gene Ontology annotation, cellular component: cytosol. The transcript has 10 exons. Gene Ontology annotation, biological process: formaldehyde catabolic process.